AAAUUAUCUAUGUAGAUAGCUCAACACCAAAGAUCACUUUAGCACAGUAAAUUAUUUUUAGUAUUUUUUCUCCAACUCACCAGCACAGAAAAAACCACCUUUUCCACUCGGACGUUGAAUAAGAAGUGACCAUUUAAUAUGAACAUAAUAUAAUAUAUGAACCAUAAUAAUAAUAUGUAUGAUAUGAUCCAUGAUAAUAAUAUGAACCAUGCACAUGGAUUCAAGCAAUAUUCUUGAUGAGUCGUUUUGUGAGGAGUCUCCAGUCGAAAUGGGCCAAUCCCUUAUAAAGAAGAGGUGCUACGACACCAAUGUUGAAGCGGCAGGUGUAUGCCAAGUUUGCUCUCCGAGUGAUGAUAUUAACGCGAAGCUGGACACCAAUGUUGAAGAAGAGGAAGCGGCAGGUGUAAGCCAAGUUUGCUCUCCGAGUGAUGAUAUAAACGCGAAGCUGGACAUCCUUCUUAAUAACCAAAAAGCCAUAUGGGAUACUUUGCAGACAAGCAUCAACAACCAAGCAAAGUUGUCAACAAAUCAGGCGGAGCUGGAGAAGAAAUUCAUAUCACUCCAAAUGAAUGCAGUCGAAAACGCGGAAUUUCUCGCUCUAGCGAAAUCAGCACGCGAAAUAAAGGUUUCGGUGCAAAAUAUAGAAAAGGAAGUUUGUCGUAUGACGGGCGAAGCAUGUGACAAAAUUAUGAACGAAAUUGCCAGCAUGUUGCCCUGCUCCGCAUAUACCCCGAUAAUGGCGCUCGAGGAGAAAUUAAAGGCCAAGGAGUAUGUGAAAGCAAUGACCACAUACUUGUACAAGGUCAAAGGCGUGUCGGACGACGUUGGCGGUGUUUUCAAAAAGCUUUUCACCGAUGAGUCCUUGGCUGAAUUUAAUUGGGAAGGGAGGUGGGAGAAAAAAGCCUUGAGAGAACUGACGUUAUUUGAGCAUGUUUUGCGCGACGUUUUCAAUAAAAUGACGUCCAAGGAGUUCGAGCACGCGGUUAAAAAACAAGUGGAGCGGAGUCAUCAUCGUCUUCAUCAAAAAAAAUAUGACUCCAAGAAAAGCGACAAAAAAUAAUGUAUGUAAAUAAUUCAU
Molecule: messenger RNA, 1078 nt
Organism: Rhagoletis pomonella (apple maggot)
Lineage: Eukaryota; Metazoa; Arthropoda; Insecta; Diptera; Tephritidae
Exons: 8
Coding region: 209-1060 (283 amino acids)
Source: RefSeq, a predicted model, not a curated record